UGUAAAUAAAACAUGACAGAUUGCGAAGAUCCGCUUACUUUACAGAAAAAAUUGUAUUUUUUGCUAGAGCAACUAGAAAAUAUGGCACUUGAUUUACCACCGAAAUACCAAAUGCGUUUGCCAUACGAAUUACUAUCCAGUUUAGCGAAUUGCUUACUCAACGAGACUGUUUUCGAAAUUGUUAAAGGCCUGUUAGAAAUCCAACACGUAACAGAACAGCAUUUAUACCAACAAAGACUGCAAUUUAUUAACCAGAAGAAAAUUCAAGAACAAGAAAUUCUGCGACUGUACGAAAACGACACCAAUAAGAAGAUCCAAGAAUUGCAGAAAUUCAUGCUGCAGCAAAAAGAAGAGUUGAAAACAUUCGAUAUGAACCUAGUAUUGCAAUUAGAUCAGAAAGUGGCCGAUCAGCAGGAGAUUUUAGAGAAAGCCGGAGUGCCCGGAUUUUAUUUAACCAAGAAUCCCUUAGAAAUUAAAGUACAAAUGCACCUAUUAGAUUUCCUUUUGAGGCUAAGCAAAAUGCCGAUUCCAGCCUAAACACCAGAUUAUAUGGAAGGGUAAUAUUGCAAGUAUUACGAACUAUAGUCAUUUUUGACUUACAACAUAUCAUCUUCAGUUAAUAACCUACAGGUUAUUAACUAACUGAGUAAAUUUUGUACUGUAAUACUAAUAUGCUUGUGAUAACCUACCCUUACCCUUAUCCUACCCUUGCUAAAAAUGAUACAUAAGGGUAAAAUGUAUAAGAUAUGGUUUUACAGUGGGUUAGCUAAUUUUUGAAUUACAUACUUUUAAAAUUGGUCAGUAUUUUACAACAAAGCAUAAGGAAUUACCAAUGUGCACGCCUAUGGUUAUAUUGUGAUAUAAUUUGCUAUAAG
Messenger RNA from Phyllotreta striolata, 875 nucleotides. NCBI's taxonomy places the organism in Eukaryota, Metazoa, Arthropoda, Insecta, Coleoptera, Chrysomelidae. The record is from the annotation of a GenBank genome assembly.